AUGGGCAAAAAAGGUGGGCAGUCGCGUAAUGCUAAGCAAGCUAUUACAAAUCAACCAAAGCCCAGCACUCAGGAUGAUAAUGUAGAAGAAAAGAUGGCUUCUACUACUGAUGGAGAGCUUCCUGGCACGUCGACCUUAGUGAGUCACAAAUUCGCCGAUCUAUCUAUCUCCGAGUUAAUCAAGAAAGGUAUAAGCGACAUGGGGCUUACUGAUAUGACCGAAAUUCAAUGGAAAUGUAUACCUUACCUACUCGAGUGCCGGGAUGUGAUGGCUUCAGCCAAAACUGGAAGUGGCAAAACUCUGGCUUUUCUUAUUCCUACAGUGGAACUAAUUUUGAAACUCGGCAUGCAAAGCAGAAAUGGCACGGGCGCUAUUAUAAUCUCUCCCACUCGCGAGCUUAGUCUGCAGACCUACAGCGUUUUGAAAGAGCUUACUGCUCAUACCCAAAUACGUAUAGGUUUAAUCAUGGGAGGAAGCAAUCGCCAAGCUGAAGCGCAGAAUCUUCAGAAAGGUGUUACUAUUCUUGUAGCAACCCCUGGCAGGCUCCUCGAUCAUCUUCACAAUACCGAACACUUUCUCAGGCAUAACUUGAAAGUGCUCGUUAUUGAUGAGGCCGACAGAUUAUUGGACAUCGGCUUUGAAUUGGAAAUGGAACAAAUUAUUCGCCUUUUGCCAAAAGACCGUCAAUCAAUCUUUUUCUCAGCCACACUAAAUGAAAAGACUCACAAAUUAGCCAAAACAGCCCUUAAAACCAAUUGUGUAAUGGUUGGAGUUGAGGAGAAAGAAGAUGCCACCGUUGAAACUCUAGAACAAGGUUAUGUUGUCUGUAAUCCCUCUUCAAAAUUCUCUCUUCUUUACACUUUUCUCAAACGAAAUAAAGCAAGAAAGAUCAUGGUAUUCAUGUCAUCUUGUAUGGAGGUUAAGUUCUACUAUGAGUUGCUAAACUACAUUGAUAUGAAAGUGAUGGCGAUUCACGGACGUCAAAAACAAGCCAAACGAACAAGUACUUUCCUUAGUUUCGUCAAAGCUCAAAGCGCAAUCCUCCUUUGUACUGAUGUUGGCGCUCGUGGUCUGGAUAUUCCUGAAGUAGAGAGUUAA
Messenger RNA from Rodentolepis nana, 1098 nucleotides. The record is from the annotation of a GenBank genome assembly. Lineage: Eukaryota; Metazoa; Platyhelminthes; Cestoda; Cyclophyllidea; Hymenolepididae.